Messenger RNA from Toxotes jaculatrix (banded archerfish), 3429 nucleotides. It is a transcript of the gene kpna1, whose product is annotated as karyopherin alpha 1 (importin alpha 5). Gene Ontology annotation, biological process: NLS-bearing protein import into nucleus; postsynapse to nucleus signaling pathway. The record is from RefSeq and is a predicted model, not a curated record. Gene Ontology annotation, molecular function: protein binding; nuclear import signal receptor activity. Gene Ontology annotation, cellular component: nucleus; nucleoplasm; cytoplasm. Bases 62 to 1678 code for a protein of 538 amino acids. The transcript has 14 exons. Lineage: Eukaryota; Metazoa; Chordata; Actinopteri; Toxotidae.
CUGUUCUAACGGUGGCCUAGCGAAUAAGGGGAUUACGGAGCCCAAUUUGACAGGUUACACAAUGAGUCAGGGUAAGGACAAUGCACGACUCAAGAGCUACAAGAACAAGUCUCUCAACGCAGAUGAAAUGAGAAGAAGGAGGGAAGAGGAAGGCCUACAGCUCCGCAAACAGAAGAAGGAUGAACAGCUGUUUAAGAGGAGGAAUGUUGCCACAGUGGAGGACGAUGGCACCCUGGAGGACGAUGGAAUGGCUGAUAGUGGCUAUCUGGAGUCCCAGGCUAACAACAUGGACCCACUCAUGGGUGGGGUGAUCUCUGAAGAUAUGACUCAAAUGAUCUUCUCCAGUUCCCCUGAGCAGCAGCUAAUAGGUACUCAGCGCUUUAGGAAACUCCUUUCUAAAGAACCCAACCCACCCAUCGAUGAAGUCAUUGCCACUCCAGGGGUAGUGGAGCGCUUUGUUGAGUUCCUAAAGAGGAGAGAAAACUGCACAUUGCAGUUUGAGGCUGCAUGGGUGUUGACCAACAUUGCAUCAGGUACAUCCCACCAGACGCGGGUGGUAAUCCAGGCAGGAGCUGUGCCCAUAUUCAUAGAGAUGCUCAGCUCGGAUUUUGAAGACGUACAGGAACAAGCAGUGUGGGCCUUGGGAAACAUAGCAGGAGAUAGCACAGAAUGCAGAGACUUUGUCAUAGACUGCAACAUUUUGCCUUCCCUGGUGCAGUUAUUGGCCAAACAGAAUCGUCUGACGAUGAUGAGGAACGCCGUGUGGGCGCUCUCAAACCUGUGCAGAGGAAAGAACCCACCUCCAGACUUCACUAAGGUGUCUCCAUGUCUCAGUGUGCUGUCUUGGCUGCUGUUCGUCAAUGACACAGACAUCCUGGCUGAUGCAUGCUGGGCACUUUCCUACCUAUCUGAUGGCCCCAAUGACAAAAUCCAGGCUGUUAUUGACUCAGGAGUCUGUCGCAGGCUGGUGGAAUUACUGAUGCACGCUGAUUAUAAGGUGGUAUCCCCUGCAUUGCGAGCUGUUGGGAACAUAGUGACUGGAGAUGAUUUACAGACACAGGUGAUCCUGAACUGCUCAGCGCUGCAGUCCCUACUUCACCUCCUGAGCAGCCCCAAGGAGUCUAUCAAAAAGGAAGCCUGCUGGACGAUCUCCAACAUCACUGCAGGGAACCGAGCACAAAUACAGAUGGUGAUAGAUGCAGGUCUGCUCCCUCCUCUCAUCACUAUCCUGCAAGUAGCAGAGUUUCGCACAAGGAAGGAGGCAGCGUGGGCCAUUACCAAUGCCACCUCGGGGGGCUCUGCAGAGCAAAUCAGGCACUUAGUGGAGCUGGGCUGCAUAAAGCCUUUGUGUGACCUGCUCACACUUAUGGACUCCAAAAUAGUUCAGGUGGCUCUAAAUGGCCUCGAGAACAUCUUGCGACUUGGAGAACUGGAGGCCAAGAGGGGAGGAGGCAUCAACCCCUACUGUGCACUCAUCGAAGAGGCCUACGGUCUGGACAAGCUGGAGUUCCUGCAGGGCCACGAGAACCAGGAAAUCUACCAGAAAGCCUUCGACCUGAUCGAGCGCUACUUCAACACUGAAGACGAGGACCCGUCUCUGGCUCCGGCCGUCGACCUGCAGCAGCAGCAGUUCCUCUUCCAGCAGUGCGAGGCCCCGAUGGAGGGCUUCCAGCUAUAAUGCUAAAUCCUCCCUCUCCCCCCUGUGCUCCACCUUCAUCCUCACCUCUGCUCAUCUCUCUCGCUCUCUGCCCACUGCCAUGAUCAAGGGCGACGACAACCCUCGGCGAUCGAUUUAAUCAUUAUCAUGAUUAUGAAAAACAUAACAUUACCGGAGCACGUGUGUGUGCGCGUACGUCCAACGUGGGUCAAGUUCUGCAGUCUUGUCAGCCAGUUCGUGAAGGUUUCACUCAUCAUUCUGUCUUGCGCUGAGCUCACCUCUGCGCUUGAUUUCUCAGCACCUGAAGCCCCUCUACCUGCUCAGGCCCCAGCACCUUCUACUAGCAGAUUCUCCCUCUAACACCACUCUUGUCUAACUUUUUGGAUUUCCUCCUCAGUUCAUCCUAAAUGAAAAGCACCUGUCCAUGUUCCCGUAGGAUUGACGAUCCCCCAUCUCUGAGUCAGUGGGAGUUUUAGGACUGCACUGCUUGUCUGAUUGAAGCAUUAAGGACUCGCAACACAGACAAACAUGGACAUAAUUUUUACCCCCUCCUACACACACACACACCCCCACACACACAGAGAAGAAUGAUCUAACCUUAACACUGGACUGACCAUGAGACGUCGACCACGCUUAACCGUGGUCACUGGACUUGAACUGCCCACAGCGGGGGCCAUGUGGCCAGUCCCAACCCCAGGACUCAACCGACCUCUACGAAAGGCACUUAAACGACUCAAAAAAUGGAGGUGAAUUCCCUCGCCUCCUCCCUCCGGCCAUUGGAUAAGUGACCACAGAUGGACAAAUUAGGAACUAGACUGUGUCUCUCAGGGGGUGGAGCUUGUCGGUGACACACCAGGCUGCUUGCGUUCCCUCCUGGAUCUCAUAUCAUGCAUUCCUCUAUCCAGUAAUGGGACUUUUCCACCUGCACAGGCUCCAUCCUGAAGAGUUUAGACUGCCUCCUGCUUCUGGUGUGAUGUGAAUAACCCCAUGGAACCAUGGGAAUUGGAGUCUUCCCUCGCACUGAGACAAUUGGACAGACUUGGACAAGACAAAACAGACUUAUUUAACCCUGGAUUCUGUCCAGCAGCAGACCAGCGGGAAUUUUUAUUAUCUUACCAUAAUUUCAUUUCAUUUGCAGCACUUUAGUUCAGGACUGAUGCCUCAUUGAGAGUAUACCGUAGUUUUUACAUUAACUAUUUAAUUGGUUGAUGUCACGGCUCUUCCCUCCUCAGGAAGCGAGGGGUAGAGAGAUCUGUAUCCUCGGUCCCCUUCUGGUAUGACAAGGAUUACAAUGUACUUCACUGUUUACCCUUCCCAUAGAGGGACUCAAGUAGAUUGUGGACUGAAACUAGCACACUAAUUACAAUCAGUAGAUCAUACUGCCUCAGCAAAGCUACAAGAACUUCAUUGUGACAAAGUAAAUCAACCUCUUUUUUUUUUUUUUUUUUUUUUGGAAAUUGGCCAUUUAGGUUAGCAUCUGUCAUGUUGCUGAUGGUGCCAUAAUCCUUAUUCUCCAGAAAUCCUUCCAGAUAAUUUCAACAAAAAAAAUCCAGAUUAAAACUUGAAAAUACAGGUGAUCAGCUUAGUUAGCUAAACUGAAUGUUUGUUUACCAAGUCCUUCUUACAUUGCUUUUUUUUGUCAAAAUCUCUGCAAGAGAUGACCAGCUCUACAUGUUCAUUACUGUUUGUUGUAUUGAGUUUGUGCAACUGUCCCCCUGUUAUGCCAUUUGCAUAAAAGCCGUUUCAUGAACCACAGUGUUAAGCCGUUUUCA